CCGCCAUGUAUUUGAAUACUCGUUACACCUUUCCGCUGAUGAAAUAAGAACAUUAUUCAUCUCGUCACAUAUUUCUAUUUAAUGAAAAACCAUACAAAUUUCUAAAUAUCUGGAUGCUUCAUGUGUGCUAUUUGUUAGGCCUUAUGAUAUAUGUCUGCAAUGUAUCCCUUCUAUUUCAUGUUGUAGAUACGGAAGAGAAAAUUUCACGAGAUAGUCGAGUGCAUAUAGGCAGAUUUUGCCUUAUCUCAAGCGCAGAAAACUAUCUCUUUCUUGGGACUAACACUAGCAUAAUCAUAAUAUCCAUAACUAACGAACACUUCAUCCAUGAUAAAGUGACAUGGCCGACCAUCCAGACGGAAUCAGUCUUUGAUUUGAGAUACAACCACUGUAAUUCUGUGAUUCAGUCUGUUGUCCGACUGGCACCUGGUACUUUUGAAGUGUGUGGAAGGUCUUUAAUGAGUAUUAGGUGUAAUAUUUUGGCUAAAAAAGAUUUAAUCUGGUCAACGUUUUCUGGAAAUACUGCACCAUUUGAUUUGAAGUACAAGGAUUUGUUUUACGAUUAUUCUGAUGGUUAUUUAACUCUGGCUUCUUCAUCUGAUGGAUAUUCACCGAGAUUAGAGGUGAAAAAGCUCAAAUUGCUAGAAGAUCAAAUGAAUCUACCAAAGGAAAUAAUAAUGCAUACUUCUUAUGAUGUUAUGGAAAAUAGUAAUUAUAAUGCAUACACAAAUAAUUACCACCUAUUACUUUCUAAUUCCAUGUAUUGGGAUAAAUUACUUGAAACAAAUAAUUUAAAAAAUUCACAUUUUACUGAAGGUUAUGAGUUUACAUUUAAGAAGAUUUUAUCAUUACCUGGUAGACGAUAUAUUGUGUUUAGAGAACCAGCUAUUGAAACACAACUGAGAGAAAAUCCAUGGACAUCUGAUCGUAAAAUUGUAUACACUCGUAUUGCUCGCAUUUGUACUGAAGAUAAAGGAUUUCAAAUGCCAGAUGAUGGACGUAAAUUAUUCACCUCAUUUUUCAAAACUAGACUUGUGUGUCAAGUUCGCAGUAAAAUGCAAACCAAAUACCGAAUAUCAUCUACAAAUCGUGAUUUCAAUUAUUUAGUCUCACUGUCAACUAGUUAUUCACCGGAAAUGAGCAAUGACUUAAUCCUCUACGGUUUAUUCUCGUCACGUGAUCCUCAAUUAGACGAUGAACUUCCAGCAAAUUUGGCAAACAAUUUAGUCUUUUCUGGACCAUUAGCAUUAUGCAUUUAUAAAUUGUCUACAGUGGAUAAAACUAUAGAAUCUAGUGAUUUAAUAAUGCGCUUACCAUCAUUCUUUCCAUAUCAUUUAAGAGAUACUUCAUCAUCAUCAUCAUUUGAAAACCAUUCCAAUGUAAAUAUUGAAAGUUAUAUAUCUGGUCGUGUUGCACCAAGAUUAACAGGUGGAUUUAAACGCAUAAAUCGUGAUAAGUAUCCUCAGUUAAAAAAUAUUACUAAAUGUCCUGGUUCGUAUGCGUCGAACAAACGCCUGGCACUGGAGGCAUCUUUAUUGGUUGAUUCAGUUUAUCCUGAAAGAUUAGACAUUGUUGGUUUAAUAGAAACACGUUCACGGAUAUCAGCAUUUACUAUAGAUCCUCGACAUGUUUCAAAAGUAUACAAAGACAAAACACAACCAAAUCAAAUUAGACAUAUUCGAUAUACUAUAUUUUAUAUUGGCACAAAUAACGGUGAUGUCUUCAAAAUGUUACUAUUCAAUGAAGUUGAAGAUAAUUUCUCUCAGCAUUCCACCAGUGCAACCAAUCGUUUCUUGGGAAAUCACAGUCUUGAUGGAUUUACGGAUUCUAUGUAUUUUAACACUCCAUACUCCUCUUCAUCCAUUGUAUCUACUGGAAAUAUUCGUUUUCUUCGACAUUUGACAACUUUAACGACAAACGAAAAAAUCACAGAUCUUUUAUUUAUUUAUAAUUCAUUCUUGAAUCGUACAACAGAAAUCAUAUCCAGUGAUAAACAGUUCACCUAUUCCGCAAUGGAUAAAUUUUUUCUGUUAGUUUUUAAUCAAGCUGAUAUUAUACAAGUUGAAGUAACUCAGUGUGAUCGAUUCAAAACUUGCAAGGAAUGUGUGGCACUCAAAGAUCCUGACUGUUACUGGAACGAAAUACUACAAAAAUGUGAUACAAGCACAGAUGGUCUGAGUAACAUUAUCACUGGCUUCCAUGUCAGUUGUGAGGACCUAGAUGUUGACAAAUCAAAAAUCCACUUCGAUGUCAAGCGAGUUUCAAGUCCUAUUACUUCAAACACAUCCGAACUACUGUCAAACACACCAGUUAAACGACAAUGUCCCUUUGAAAAUGAACGUAUAACACAUUAUGUGUUGAAGUUAUUGUUUUCUGGUUUCAUUGGUGUCAUUAUUGGCUUUAUAAUAGGCGUAGUACUACUUUUAAUUAUACAAAAAUUCAUAAAGUUAAACAAAUCAAAAUGUAGAAAUGUAAUAAUAUUGAAUUCAAAGAAUCAAACAGAAAGAAGCUUAAACGAUAUAUGCAGUUCUGUAAGCGAUCAAAAUAUGAAUUUACUGCAACAUUCAAAACAGGGAACAGUAUGUUCACAUUCAAAAUAUCCCGCUUGUCUUACUCCUUCUACAAUGAAUAAUGAACAAUUACUUAUGCCUCAAAUGAACAACACUCAUGAUCCAUGUGAUUAUUUAUCACAUGAAAUGAAAUUUAUUGCAAAUAAUGAAAAACAAUCAUUCCCCUUGUCGGAACAAGCAUUGGCGUCUAGUUUACCAUUAUGGGAUGAUAAGAUUUAUAUGAUGAGUAUAGAUGGAAAAACAAAUACAAACCCUGUUACUAAAAUUAUGAAUAAUCAAUAUAUAAGUAAUGAUAGAAAUACUUCACAAGUGAUCAACACUUUUUCAAGUAACAAUGACAACUAUGCAGAUAAUUUUGAUGAAUUUCAACAAUACAAAGUCGCUGAACCAUCCAGUAAAGUAGUCGGGAGAACAUUUCAGAAAAUAAAAUAA
Molecule: messenger RNA, 2999 nt
Organism: Trichobilharzia regenti
Lineage: Eukaryota; Metazoa; Platyhelminthes; Trematoda; Strigeidida; Schistosomatidae
Source: the annotation of a GenBank genome assembly